UAGAAUAGAGGAGUGGGCGCCGUGUGUUGAUAUGGCGGCCGGAGAUGUCCCAAAAUGUCCGGAUUGCCAAAGAAAACAAACCCUGUCUCCGGUACCCGAAUCAGGACAACCCCUGAUCGAGAGCAAACAAUGCCAUUCCUGUAGAAAGCUUCAGAAAACAUUUGUGGAACUCCCGGUACGGCCGUUAUUCGCACGAAGUGUAUCUUGCCCCGCCGGCUCUAAUGUUGUGUCCUACGAGCAAAACGAUGAAGUAUUGAGUGCCUUACAGACUGAGGAGGAGGAUAAAGACAGUUCUGCAGGUGUCACCAAAGUCGACUUUGGGGCCAAUUUCGAUAGUGAAUCGUUGCCAAGGCAACCUGCUUGGCGAACUGUCGGCAAAAAAAUAAUUGUUUUUGUACCGAUAGGACUGUUUUUGGUGGUAAUUGUUUUGAUUUGCGUAGUAUUUUUGGGACGCAGAACCACUGGCGAGGGACCCACCUAUAAUAUCCUGAGCCCUAUGAACCAUGGCCUCACCAGGAAUGUAACAGAUUCUCCCCAUCAUGUACAUUGUACGUCACACAGUUCAUUUCUUGUUGACGUCUCCAAACCUGAGGUCCCCGACAACCAGCCUACCAAUGUAUAUUUUAGACUUGUGAACUCGUCAGAUAACAGCGUUAGUCUUUCCGGGGAUGGACAGACCAUCCAUUUCAACAAACCAGGCCUAUACGACAUAGAUGUAGAUUUUAUAAUGGACACCUACUCCCUUGACAGCGUCUCUAUUGAGCGGUCAUAUCACCAGACUCUCUGUCUGAACAUCACCGGAAGACCCCCGGUCUGUCGGCCUCUGAUCAUGCGCGAGUGGAUGAGACUGCCCCUGAGUGUUAAUGCUGAAGUUCGCGUGCACAAAGGUCAGAGGGUAUCCGUAUUUGUGAAGAACCAUAAACUCUUGUUUCCGGAUCCAAACGAAAACAAGUUGUCAAUAGUAAAGAGAUAUUGUUAAAUCAGGAAAGAAUCCAACUAAGACUUUGUCAGGGAAUAUGUUGCAAAGUAAAAAGUUAAGGAACUGAGGUUUUACAUGGUAUUUCAUUGCUCAACAAAAAUCCGCCACCCUAUUGAAUUCUGUGAUAACAUUAACUAGUGCCGUGACAUAGAAGCCAUGAAGUGACAGUUUCUGUUCUGUUAUACAAUAAUAAUUGUCUUUUUCAUUAUACAGUGACAGUUUUCUGUUGUGUUGUAAAGUGACAUACCUGUUCUGUUGUACAAUGACAAUUUACUUUCUAUUCUGUUGAAUAGUGACAACUGUGUGCUGGCACACUAAUACGUUUUAUUAAUGAGUAUAUUUUUAGCAUAUUUUUCAGUAUUAAUGCAGUUGUUGCAUUAGAUAGCAUUAAAAUGCUCUCUGGACAGUUAGUCUUUUGUGUGGACAGUAAAUGCAGAUCACUUUUUAAAAAAACAACCUGAUGUAAAGGUGCAAAGACUGUUAUAAUGGCUCUCUCACAAAAAAUUAUUCGCGUUAAUCUGUUUCAAAGUUUAUAUUGACAUCAUGAUAUUGUUAAAAUUGCCAAAGAUAUUUUAGAGUAUUUUUUCAGAAAAAAAU
Molecule: messenger RNA, 1576 nt
Organism: Saccostrea cuccullata (small rock oyster)
Lineage: Eukaryota; Metazoa; Mollusca; Bivalvia; Ostreida; Ostreidae
Exons: 4
Coding region: 32-979 (315 amino acids)
Source: RefSeq, a predicted model, not a curated record